AUGAGUGGAGGAAUCGAGGAUGGAAUGAAUGUCUGCAUGGGAAUGGUGAAGAGCAUUGAUGGCUUGCUAGACACCAAGGUUAUCUUGCUAGGUGUUGGUUCCAAAGUAUCAAAAGCAAUUUUGAAUGCUGGAAAUGGGGAUUGUUUGGUGGAACCUAUUUCUGCUGUAAACUUAGAAGACAAAGGCAGCACCAUGGUGGUGUUAGAUACCAGGAUCUUGAGAUGGACACUGACCUCCCUUGUACAGUCGAUGGUCAGUAAACAGAGGAGCCAUGCCUCUUCUACAGGAGACACCACCGCACCAUCUAAAGAGAAAGCAACAGUGGUGUCAUUCAAGCAGUUUAUGUCAAUGUUGUCGUCUAUCUUUACUGAAGAUAGCAGUCUAGACAAGGCAGAAGAAUGGAUUGGAGAGAUUGAACACAUCUUUGAGCUCCUAAAGAUGCCAGAAGGAGACAAGGUAAACUAUGGCUCUUACCGGUUGAAAGGUGAUGCCAAGAAAUGGUGGCAAUCGACUCGUGAGAUCCUGUUUACAGACCAACAGUCGAUCCCAUGGAAGCAGUUCAGGGAUUCCUUCUUCAGCACUUACUUUCUAGUGCAUGCCAGAAACAAGAAGAUGCAAGAGUUUCUAGAAUUGCAACAAAACCAGUUGAGCUUGCAGGCCAACAGUCGAUCCCAUCGACACUUGGAGGCGUAUAGCCCGCACAUCUAUACCACUAAUGAGGCUAGAGCAGACAAGUUCGUACAUGGAUUGUGUGAUGGACUGAGAAGAGAAGUUAUAUCAAGCAGACCUUGUGAUUUGGACGAGGCGGUUACGAUGGAUAGAUGCAUGAAAGAGGACUGGGCAAGGACACAAAAGGACCAUCACAAGAAGGCACGCCAGCACUCAAACGGUGGGCGAACACAGGUCAAGCACCGCCACUUUACAGGCAGGGCAAAGCCUUAUGAGGGGUGCGAUGACCAAACAUUCAGGCGGAACAGGCCAAACCGCAAUGAUGCCACACAGGGUCAGUGGCUACUCUGA
Nymphaea colorata (pocket water lily) is the source of this 1020-nucleotide messenger RNA. RefSeq lists its product as uncharacterized. The transcript has 4 exons. The record is from RefSeq and is a predicted model, not a curated record. Bases 1 to 1020 code for a protein of 339 amino acids. NCBI's taxonomy places the organism in Eukaryota, Viridiplantae, Streptophyta, Magnoliopsida, Nymphaeales, Nymphaeaceae.